Messenger RNA from Musca vetustissima, 789 nucleotides. RefSeq names its product ras-related protein Rab-2A (gene Rab2). Lineage: Eukaryota; Metazoa; Arthropoda; Insecta; Diptera; Muscidae. The coding region runs from base 23 to 664 and encodes 213 amino acids. The transcript is spliced from 4 exons. Gene Ontology annotation, cellular component: Golgi apparatus. Gene Ontology annotation, molecular function: GTPase activity; GTP binding. The record is from RefSeq and is a predicted model, not a curated record.
UACCAAGAACAAAAGAACGACAAUGUCCUACGCAUAUUUAUUCAAAUACAUUAUUAUUGGUGAUACUGGAGUUGGCAAAUCAUGUCUCCUGUUGCAAUUCACCGAUAAACGUUUCCAGCCCGUUCAUGAUCUAACAAUUGGCGUUGAGUUUGGUGCCCGCAUGAUCACCAUCGAUGGCAAACAAAUUAAAUUACAAAUUUGGGAUACAGCCGGUCAGGAAGCAUUCCGAUCAAUAACACGUUCAUAUUAUCGUGGUGCUGCCGGUGCCCUGCUCGUUUACGAUAUAACACGUCGGGAAACAUUUAAUCAUUUGACCACAUGGCUGGAAGAUGCUCGUCAGCAUUCAAAUUCCAAUAUGGUUAUUAUGUUGAUAGGCAAUAAGAGUGAUUUGGAAUCACGCCGUGAGGUAAAGAAGGAAGAAGGUGAAGCAUUUGCCCGUGAACAUGGUCUUGUAUUUAUGGAAACAUCAGCACGCACAGCCGCAAAUGUUGAAGAAGCCUUCAUCAAUACAGCCAAAGAAAUUUAUGAAAAAAUCCAGGAGGGUGUUUUCGAUAUAAAUAAUGAGGCCAAUGGUAUUAAAAUCGGUCAACAACAUUCCCCCACAAAUCCAUCACUGCCUGGUUCAGGCAAUCAAGCCGGGUCAGCUAGUAGCGGAUGUUGUUAAAAGUUUCUUAAUUGUCCCCCUUCCUAUCCUCCCGUAUAACCGUAUAAACUUUUUAACAAGACAGACGUAAAAAUAACUAACACUAAAUAUAAAAACACUCGUAAUUAUUUUUUACAUAACAACAA